CCCAGUCGCCACUCCCCCACCCAAAGGCCCAACUCCACCCAACAGGAGAAAUGGACUCCGCGGAGAGCACGGCCGCCGCCGCCCCCGACCCCGCCCCGGCCGACGACGACGUCGACGCCGUCCCCGAGGUACCCGCCUGCAUCUCGUCCAUGAUCGACCGCGGGGGCAGCGUCGAGAGCCACCGCCUCUUCCUGGCGCGCCGCACCGCGCUGGAGAUGCUCCGCGACCGCGGGUACAGCGUCCCGGAGGCCGAGCUGGCGCGCACACUCCCGGAGUUCCGCGCCUGGUGGGCCGAAAAGCCCGAGCUCGAACGCCUCGCCUUCUCCACCGCCCUCGCCGCCGACCAGUCCAGUAAGGUGAAAGUUGUGUUCUGUCCACCUGAACCUGUCAAAAUUGCAGUUAUCCGGGAGAUAUAUAGCAGAGUCCAAGAAGAGAACUUGUCUAGAUUGAUCCUGAUAUUGCAGAGCAAAAUAACGUCUAAAUCCAGAGAAUCUAUCAAGGAGAUCUUCCCAUUUAAAGUUGACACAUUCCAGAUCACGGAAUUGCUGGUGAACAUCACUAAGCAUGUCUUGAAGCCCAAGCAUGAAGUGUUGACUGCAGAGGAGAAAGCCAAGCUCCUGAAGGAGUACAAUGUGGUGGAUUCACAGCUGCCCCGCAUGCUGGAAACUGAUGCUGUUGCUCGCUACCACGGCCUUGGCAAGGGAACCGUUGUCAAAGUUACGUAUGACAGUGAGCUUACCGGGAACCAUGUGACGUACAGGUGUAUUUUCUGAGGCCCUGGUGCCUUUCGAUGGAUGGUCUCCUAAGCAAUUAGUAAAAAUAACUUGUCGGCAGAUUAUCUUGCCCUUCUAGUUCUAGGCCUGUGUAGGAUGAGUUUGCUGUAAGGUAUUGGUAAAAAAUCGUCUUGCAGCUAAGUUAUUCCUCUACUGUAUUGUCCUAUGUGAGUACUCGUUUAAAGUCUAAGCUUGAAAACAGUAAGAAACUAUUUUCGUAAGUAGGAAACUAAUUUCGUUGUAAGCUAUCUGACUAUCCGAGAGUCAGCAGAUGUUCCUUAGAAAGUAUGGUACACGUUCUGUCCACUGGCCUGUUAAACUGCUAUCUCAGCUGUCAUCUGAUACCAGAAAUGUGCUGCAAAAUUUCUUGA
Messenger RNA from Setaria italica (foxtail millet), 1144 nucleotides. Its product is annotated as DNA-directed RNA polymerase V subunit 5A. The transcript has 4 exons. Gene Ontology annotation, biological process: DNA-templated transcription. NCBI's taxonomy places the organism in Eukaryota, Viridiplantae, Streptophyta, Magnoliopsida, Poales, Poaceae. Bases 51 to 773 code for a protein of 240 amino acids. The record is from RefSeq and is a predicted model, not a curated record. Gene Ontology annotation, molecular function: DNA-directed RNA polymerase activity; DNA binding.